GGCUCCGGCCUUCGGCGCCGGCGGUUAGGUGUGGAGACUGCGGACGCGGCCUGGAGCGGGUGGUUCACCAGCUCCCCACCCGGCCGCAACUAUGUCCGGCUCCUCGAGCAGCGGCCGCAAGUCGCCGAUGCACUCUAGUGUCUUCCAAUCGAAGAAGUCUAUUAGCUUUACUGAAAAAGCCAAAGACUCUCUGAAGAAAGGACAUGCUGGUGCAAAUCAGAGUAGAAUGGGUGUAUCAAGAAACUUAAUUAUUGUACCUGAGAUGAAAAUGACAGAAAAAGUGAAUGUUGCCAGCACUAAGAUAAUACAGGUGCUGGAUAAAAACGGGGUUGAUGUUACUCCCAGGCCUCUUUACUGUGCAGACCUGCACGCAGCAAAGCCGAACAAACUGCUGUCGUCCCAGGAAGGCUUGCUCAGCUCGGAUAUUCUCGCCUCCUAUAGCAUGUAUCAGAACACAAUGAAUCGCAGUACAAUGGGCCAGUUUACACGGUCAGCUUUAGGAAGCAGUACAGUUUCUAAGUCAAGUAUGUCAACAACUGUGUCAAUGGCAGAAGACCUAGAAGAACCAUCCUAUAAACAUGAAAAAUUGGCUAGUUUUACAGAUAUGCGGGUUAUGAGGGCAGCCCCUGAAACAGCCAUAACCAAAGAAGACCUAGAGAAGAAUAUAGAGAUCCUACUCACAGAGACAGACACGCUGAGAUUUUUUGACCUGCCAACAGUCAUGAUCUCUGUAGAAUCUGAAGAAGCAGAGAAAGUCAUCCAUAGAAAUAACAAAUAUGAGACCCUCUGUAGAAACAGAGCUGGCAAUGACUUAUACGUUGAGCGGAUGAUGCAGACUUUCAAUGGCGCACCGAAAAAUAAAGAUGUGCAGUGUGACAAAAUUAUACUGGAGGACCAGGGUGUCAUGGCCACGGCCUGGGAUCUCUAUGACUCCUACAAUGCGCUGGAGCUCGCCUUAGCAGCAAAGCCGUCUGCAGUAGACUCGAGCAGCAAAGCGAAUGCCCUUUCCAAAGAUCGGGACCACACACUGCCAGGGAGCGCCACAGACAAAACUAGUGAGACAAGCUCUCUGAUGGAUUUAGAAAGUGUAAUUCUGACCAAAGUCCACGAAGACGAAGAAGACCAUGCUGACACAAUAAUGAAAUCUGACAAGUUUCUUCAGGACUUAUUCUUCAUGGAACGGGUGCUGAUGGAAAACAUAUUCCAGCCGAAGCUUGCAGCUUAUCGUCAGCUUCCUGUAUUAAAAGAACCUGAGCCUGGAGAGCCUGAAGAUGUUUUAGAAGGGGAAAAAGUUGAAGAAGUGGAAGAAGUUAAGAAGGAGGAGGAAGAAGAAAUAGAAAUAAGUACAGAACAAUCCACAAUCCCAGCCAACUUGGAGCGGCUGUGGUCCUUCUCCUGUGACUUAACCAAAGGUCUUAAUGUGAGCAGCCUUGCCUGGAAUAAGACAAACCCAGACCUUCUGGCUGUUGGGUAUGGACAUUUUGGAUUUAAGGAGCAAAGAAGAGGGCUGGCCUGCUGCUGGUCAAUAAAGAAUCCCAUGUGGCCAGAACGUGUUUAUCCGAGUCCAUACGGAGUCACUGCUGUGGAUUUCUCGAUCGGGACGCCUAACUUGCUAGCAGUCGGCUACUACAACGGCACAAUUGCGAUUUAUAACGUGCAGAGCAGUAGCAAUGUUCCCGUUCUGGACAGCAGUGAAUCACCUCAGAAACACGUGGGACCUGUGUGGCAGCUGCAGUGGAUCGAGCAAGAUCGGGGAUCCACGGGUGACGAUAAAAGGGAAUUCCUAGUUUCCAUCUCAGCAGACGGAAGGAUCUCCAAGUGGGUUAUACGGAAAGGCCUGGACUCCCACGAUUUGAUGCGAUUAAAACGAACUACCAUCAGCAGCAACAAAAAAGGCGACAAGGAGAAAAAAGGGGAGGCUUUAAUAUCCCGGCAGGCUCCUGGGAUGUGCUUUGCUUUCCAUCCCAAGGACACAAAUAUCUAUUUGGUUGGCACUGAAGAAGGUCAUAUUCACAAAUGUUCUUGUUCGUAUAAUGAACAAUACUUAGAAACCUAUAGAAGACAUAAGGGCCCGGUGUAUAAAGUGACAUGGAACCCGUUUUGUCCUGACACAUUCUUAAGCUGCUCAGCAGACUGGGGCAUCAUGGUGUGGCAACAGGAGCACCUCCAGCCCUUCCUGAGCUUUUAUCCAACCACUCACGUUGUGUAUGACGUCGCCUGGUCUCCAAAAUCCUCCUAUAUAUUUGCAGCUGCCAAUGAGAGCAGAGUGGAGAUUUGGGAUCUCCAGAUGAGCACCUUAGACCCUCUGAUUGUAAACAUCGCUAACCCGGGAAUCAAGUUCACGACUGUCCUCUUUGCCAAGCACACAGAUUGCCUUCUGGUGGGAGACAGCGAUGGGCAGGUGGCGGUGUAUGAGCUGAGAAACAUGCCCAGCGCUUCGGACUCUGGCCGGGGAGAUACAAUAAAUGCUUUGCUUGGGUGCAAGUCCAACCAACCAGGAUAAUUCAACAUUCUAAUAUCUUUUUGCUGUUGUUUAAAGAAAAAGAAACGGUGUUUACUAGUCAGUACAUUGUAUUCUCUGUUGUAGCCUGGGGGAUUUUGAUUUCAGAAAAUAAUAUUUGAUGCCUAAAUUGCACUUAAAUUCGGUGAACUUUUAGUGAGGAAAUAUGGAAUUAGGUUGCAAUGUAAGCUAAGAGUUAUUCUAAGAAAGGGUUGUUUGAAUUUUCUACUUUUUAGUCACAUCUGAAGCACAAAUGUGUAUAUAUGUGAACUUAUAAACAUCCAAGCAGGUUAGAAAAACUGUUUCUUUAGAGGCAGAACUUGGGAAUUUUUAGAAUUAUUUAAAGUGAAACU
This is a messenger RNA of Octodon degus (degu), 2853 nucleotides long. It is a transcript of the gene Dnai4, whose product is annotated as WD repeat domain 78. The record is from RefSeq and is a predicted model, not a curated record. NCBI's taxonomy places the organism in Eukaryota, Metazoa, Chordata, Mammalia, Rodentia, Octodontidae. Gene Ontology annotation, cellular component: axonemal dynein complex. Gene Ontology annotation, biological process: cilium movement. The transcript has 17 exons. Gene Ontology annotation, molecular function: dynein heavy chain binding; dynein light chain binding. The coding region runs from base 92 to 2503 and encodes 803 amino acids.